Molecule: messenger RNA, 921 nt
Organism: Akanthomyces muscarius
Lineage: Eukaryota; Fungi; Ascomycota; Sordariomycetes; Hypocreales; Cordycipitaceae
Exons: 4
Coding region: 1-921 (306 amino acids)
Biological process (GO): positive regulation of TOR signaling; COPII-coated vesicle budding; protein import into nucleus
Cellular component (GO): nuclear pore outer ring; COPII vesicle coat
Molecular function (GO): protein binding; structural molecule activity
Source: RefSeq, a predicted model, not a curated record
AUGGCGGCGCAAGUCAUCUCCAACUCUGGCCAUGAUGAUAUGAUUCAUGACGCCGUCCUCGACUACUACGGUCGCAAGCUGGCCACCUGCUCCAGCGACCGCACUAUCCGAAUUUUCGAAAUCGAAGGCGAGACCCAGCGUUUAAUUGAGACUCUUAAGGGUCACGAAGGUGCCGUCUGGUGCGUCGCUUGGGCGCACCCCAAGUACGGCAACAUUCUCGCAUCCGCCGGUUAUGACGGCAAGGUUUUCAUCUGGAAGGAACAAGGACCCCAGCACCAGUGGCAGCGCAUCUACGACUUUCCGCUACACAAGGCCUCGGUCAACAUUGUUUCGUGGGCACCUCACGAGGCUGGCUGCCUACUAGCCUGCGCUUCUUCCGACGGAAACGUCAGCGUUCUUGAAUUCAAGGACUCGGCCUUUGAUCACACCACGUUCCACGCUCACGGCCUCGGCGUCAACUCCGUCUCCUGGGCUCCCGCUACCGCUCCCGGCAGUAUCGUCAGCAGCUCUCCCGGCCCCGCUGCCGCCGGUAACCGCCGCUUCGUCACUGGUGGCAGUGACAAUGUCGUCAAGAUUUGGGCUUUUGACCCGGCCAGCCAGUCGUACAAGCAAGAGGUAGAGGCCCUCACUGGCCACUCAGACUGGGUUCGCGACGUUGCCUGGUCUCCCACCGUCCUCAAAAGGUCGUACAUUGCAUCCGCUUCACAGGACAAGACAGUUCGCAUCUGGACCUCGGACUCGACGACCGAUGGCGCUGCCCAGUGGGAAUGCAAGACGCUCAACUUUGAGGCACCCAUCUGGCGCGUAAGCUGGUCCCUCAGCGGUAACGUGCUUGCUGUCAGCGGCGCCGACAACAAGGUCUCACUGUGGAAGGAGAACCUCCGCGGCGAGUGGGAGUGUGUUAAGAAGAUUGAGGACUAA